Molecule: messenger RNA, 363 nt
Organism: Knipowitschia caucasica
Lineage: Eukaryota; Metazoa; Chordata; Actinopteri; Gobiiformes; Gobiidae
Source: the annotation of a GenBank genome assembly
AUGAGGGUGGUGUCGUCCGCGAACUUGAUCAGCUUCACGGAGUCGUGGCUGGAGGUGCAGUGCACACGACCGUGGGACCCUCUGAACGACCUGAUCCAGUUUGAAAAAGAUGGAUGCAUUCAAACCAAAGUGCGCCACCAGACGCCCAUGGUGACUGUGCCAAAGAGGAAACACAAAAGUGACCAGUCCAAAAGUCCAGAGAGCGGCUGUUCUUCCCCGGAACCGGACCACCACGACUCCUCCGGCAGCGAGCGCCACCAAAGCAAACACAGCAGCAGAGUGAGGACGAGGGGUGCUGACCUGAGCGAGCUGCAGAACUCCAUCGAGGCUAUCAAGAAGACACAAGAAGACAUCAAUAAGUGA